UCAUGAGCCAACCUGGGACACUGAAGAAGAGCCUGCCUGGAAUGGUAAGAGGACCAAGCUGCCUAGCCAAUCAAAGGCCUCAGAAGCAGGGGGCAGGCCCAUUCCAUGAAAGCAUCCAACCUGAUAUGAACAGCGCCCCCCAACAGCAGCAGAAAUGAAAUUUAACCUGAAUUUAAAAUAUACCAGGUACAAAACCAUGGCCAAGAGGAUCGCGGAGAAGGAGCUGACAGACCGGAACUGGGACCAGGAGGAUGACGCGGAGGAGGUGGGCACGUUCUCGGUGGCCAGCGAGGAGGUCUUGAAGAACAGAGCCAUCAAGAAGGCGAAGCGCCGGGCCGCGGUCCCCGAGUGUGAAAGCGGAGGAGCUUUUAAAGGGUUCAAAGGCUUGGUCUUACCUCCGGGAGGAGGAGGAGGGCUCUCUGGCUUCGGCAAUGGCACCAGCAUCAAGACUCUGGAAGGCCUGUCCAACGGCAGCAGCAUGGCUUCUGUGCCCACCCUGGCCCUCACCAAGGCCGCAGUAGAAAAGAAGGUGGUCUUUGGCCGUGGCACAGUCAAUGGCCCGACGGCUUCCUUGGGGGCAGACAAGAAGGCCGCUGACCUCAAGACCAACGGGGACAGCCAGCAGCCUUCCUCGUCCUCCAGCCACAGCACCCAGGGCAAGGCCUGUAGCGCCAGUGCCUACCAUCGACAGCUCGCCGCCUUAAACUGCUCCGUGCGCGACUGGAUCGUCAAGCACGUGGACACCAACCCCCUCUGCGACCUGACUCCCAUCUUCAAAGACUACGAGAGAUACCUCACGAGCAUCGAGCAGAUGCCCGGCAACAGCAGCGACAGCAGCUCAGAGAGAGAAGCCGGCCGGCAGCCGUUCGGGACUGUGCCUGGGCCCGCUGUCCUGGGGCCAUCCCAGAAAGCCCAAGACUCCCCCUUUCUGUUUCACCCAGACAAAGCCGAGGGGGCAGCGGAGAAGCGCACCGAAGCAUCAGUGGAGAAGAAACUGACCCCGGCCCUGGCGGCGGCAUCUGCCGCCUCCUUUCACUUUGGCCGGAAGGUCGACAGCUCAGCCCUGGGCCCCCUGGGCUCUGGCCCAAUGGCAAACUUCUCCUUCUCUCCAGGAAAUGCAGGCAUUUUUGGCAAAGACGUGACUCAGGCGAGCCCCGUCUCCUUCUCCCCCAAAAUGCCAGAGGGCCACACAGAUGCAACAGCUGGCGACAGCAAAGGUGCUGAAGAGGAAGAGAGUGAGGAGCCCCCUAAAGUGAUCGUGACAGAAGUCAAAGAGGAGGAUGCUUUUUACUCCAAGAAGUGGUCUCUAGCCUCCUCUCCUGUUUCUUGUCUCCACUGAGCUUCUCUCAAACGGGCUCUCCUGUGAAUUCCUCCUUGAUCUCUGUCCCGUCCGGCCACGGCCUCCUCCCACCACAGAGGUCGGCUUUCCCGGCUGAGGGCGCGUGACCCGCAGCUGAGCGCCCUGGGCCUCCUUCCCAGCCUCUGCUGAAGUUCCUCUCCCGGGACGUCCAGCCGUCUCUGCUGCUGCUCUCGCCGGUUUCAGCUCUUCUCUGAGGCGAUUUUCUCCCUGCCCAUUUGGGUCUAAGCUCACAGCGGCGGGCCUGGGCAGCGCACUCGAUCGGCCGCAAGCCGGACCUCUGUAUACCCCCCUGAGAGCCACAGCUCGGAAACGCGUCUGGGGUCUGGGUGGCCCCGUCUUGUUGGGCUCCUUGCCCAGUGUGUCCCAUUCUCGAGACUCGCACCUUUGCUGCUGCCCCUCGUGCACGUCUCCAGUUCAUUGAUGUGGCUUCUCUUGGUGGUGGUGGUACCUACACACAUCUCCAGUCGCACAAGCAUCAAGAUAGCCCUUGAGGGGAAGGGCUGCACUGCCGACCUGUCACCCUGGCCCGUUCUGAGCCAGACCUGACACCUCAGAGUCCCCGGCCUCACGCUGGAAGGGGCCCACAAGGCUGGCCGAGGGGAGGCCACGGCCGUGAGGAAAACCUCGGCCACUGCGCCAGCCUCCCGUGACGUGGAGGCGGCUGGGUCCUCGGUGCCCUGAGCCUCGGCGCCAGCACCAAGGACAGAAGUGGAGACAGGGAUCAGCAGGAAGCCUCUUGGCGGCCCCUCGAGGUCCGUUGUCCCGAGUCACCAGAAGCAGUUUGGGGACAGCGAGGUCUAGGGGCUCCUUGAGGUGGCUUAGUGACCGCUCCCUGUAGGACACAGGCAGAAAGGCCGAGUGCCAGGGGCCCAGAGCCCACUGUGGCCGCCCAGGAGUGGUCCUGCAGGGUCAGCGGGAGGCAGCAGUGAAGAAGCCAUCGGGCAAGAGGCCCAGGGUGAGGAUGGGGCCGGGGCCGCCGAGCAGGCCCUGAAAGAAGAAGGUGGCCAGACCCGGUCGGCCUCGGCCUUGGCCUUCGUGCUCCCAGGGACCUCCCUCCACUUGGACCACCGAGCUCUCCCAGAUCAUGCUUUUUAUUGACUUUCU
This is a messenger RNA of Sarcophilus harrisii (Tasmanian devil), 2464 nucleotides long. It is a transcript of the gene NUP50, whose product is annotated as nucleoporin 50. NCBI's taxonomy places the organism in Eukaryota, Metazoa, Chordata, Mammalia, Dasyuromorphia, Dasyuridae. The record is from RefSeq and is a predicted model, not a curated record. Gene Ontology annotation, cellular component: nuclear pore. The transcript is spliced from 7 exons. The coding region runs from base 155 to 1339 and encodes 394 amino acids. Gene Ontology annotation, biological process: protein import into nucleus.